Messenger RNA from Fusarium coffeatum, 1008 nucleotides. RefSeq lists its product as uncharacterized. Bases 1 to 1008 code for a protein of 335 amino acids. The transcript has 4 exons. The record is from RefSeq and is a predicted model, not a curated record. Lineage: Eukaryota; Fungi; Ascomycota; Sordariomycetes; Hypocreales; Nectriaceae.
AUGGCUUCUGAUCUUGCUGUGAGCAAGGAGGGUCUGUCAAUCCCUCUUAUUGAUUUCUCCCGCUUCCUUACCGGGUCCCCUUCAGAACGUAAUGAUACUGCAAAUGCUAUUCUCCACGGUUUCAAAACCGCUGGCUUCAUCUACCUCAAGAACCAUCCCAUAUCCCCAGAAGAUCUAAAACAUGCAUUCGAUCUGUCUGCCCGCUGGUUCGACCAACCUGAUGAGACUAAGAUGAAAGUCGUCUGGACAACACCAGAAGCCAACAGAGGCUACUCAGCUCCUGGUCGAGAGAAAGUUACUCAACUCAUGGACACAGCCGAAGUUGAGAAAGUGCGCGCUGCUUUGCCAGAUAUAAAAGAGAGUCUUGAGGUUGGUCGUGAAAACGAAGCUGGACAUCCAAACCAGUGGCUUGAAGAGAGUGGCGACAUGGUAGGCUUUCGAAAGGAUAUGCUUGGGUUCUUUGAGCAGUGUCGUCAGUUGCAUGUUGAGGUUAUGAAAGCUAUCGCCGUGGGUAUGGGACUUGACGAUAGUUUCUUUGAUGGGUUUGUUGAUGUUGGGGAUAAUACACUGAGGCUGUUGCAUUAUCCUGCUGUUCAGUCUAAUGUUUUCAAGAUGAAUCCAGGUACUGUCAGAGCUGGAGAGCAUAGUGACUAUGGUUCAAUCACUCUACUAUUUCAAGAUGCUCGAGGUGGACUACAAGUCAAAAGCCCAACAGGCCAUUUCGUCGAUGCAACGCCGAUCGAAGGAACAGUAGUUGUUAAUGCUGGUGAUCUGCUCGCUAGAUGGAGCAAUGAUAUGAUCAAGAGCACUAUUCACAGAGUCGUCGAGCCUCCUCAGAAAGAGGCUGAGUCUUACCCACCUCGCUACAGUAUUGCAUACUUUUGUAAUCCCAACUUCAAGAGCUUUAUCGAGGCUAUUCCGGGGACUUUCGAAACGGAGAAGGAUAAGAAGUAUGAGGGUAUCAACAGUGGUGAUUAUCUUGUUCAAAGAUUGACUGCUACGUACUGA